This is a messenger RNA of Acaulospora colombiana, 1974 nucleotides long. The record is from the annotation of a GenBank genome assembly. Lineage: Eukaryota; Fungi; Glomeromycota; Glomeromycetes; Diversisporales; Acaulosporaceae.
AUGUCAAGUUUAAAUGAGAGUUAUGAGGCAUUCAGGAGGCAGGUUGCCUCCCAACCUGUUUAUGCUCCUCCUAAUACAUCAAAAAACGCAACAGCCUCUUUAAAUUCUCAAUCUAGCUCGAGAGUCGCCGAUGCACAUCCCAAAAAAAAGGCAAAGAAAGCUGUUUACCCGCAGUCGAGUGAUGCGGGAACAGUUUUCAAACAUACAUUGAGUCAGCUUCAUAACGUGAUUAGAUUUCUCAAGGAAAAAAUAGAUUCGCCACAAACCGCAGAGGAUCUUAAGAGGGAGAACAUAGCAGAUAUCACUAGUAAUAGUAAAUUGUAUGAGUUAAUGAUCAAAAAUCCAAAAAUUGUAUACAACCCCGAGGAUAGAACAUUCCAAUAUAAGCCAGUUUAUCCUAUUCGAUCAAAAGAAGACUUGUUGAACCUGCUAAAAGAAAGGAAGGAUAAAGUUGGUGUUCCUCGUGGGAUGUCGUUCAAAGAAUUGGACGAUUGUACUGAUUUAACAAAAGUUAUAGAGGAGUUAGAAAGUGAAGGAAAGAUUAUGGUUAUACGUCUUAUGAAAGAUAAUUCUCCGCGAUUAUUGUAUUGGAAUGAUCAACGGUAUAACACUCCCAUGGAUAAAGAGUUUGUGGAUAUGUUUAACAGCGUAAAAGUUCCGGAUGAGAGUGAUUUAAAGAAAUCACUUGAAGCUGAUCCGACCUUUACUUGGGAUUUCACAUCAAUCGAGGACAAUAUAGAAGCCCAGAAACUUCUAGUUGCCGCCAUAACCCGAAACGAUCAAUACAGAUUCGAUGACGAUCAGAAACGAAAGUUAGAGAUGUUGGAGGACAUCGUUCAACAAACUCCCUCUAAAGCUAAUCACAAUCUUAAUAUUGCUUCGGUUCCUCAUCCCGAAUUAUCGGCUGAAAACGAAGGUGUUCAACCGAUUUCAGGGAACGAACAAUCAGAUCCGCCCGUUGAGCCACAAAAAAAAAAGCCGGGAAGAAAACCAUUGACCAACACACCCAGUUCUAAACGCAAAGCUCAAAAUCGAGCAGCUCAACGUGCAUUUCGGGAACGCAAGGAACGUUAUGUCAAGGAACUUGAGAGUAAAAUUGAAGAACUUGAAUCCCUUUCUGCAAAAAGUGUUCAGGAAAAUCAACAAUUAAAGAAGCUUGUUGAAAAGUUACAAGAUGAGAAUUUUCUACUUAAACAAACCAGUUUUAAUUUUGAAUUUACUCCCGAUGAAGCAACAACUGCACUCGAUAAAGAUAUCACAGAUCUCGUGUCACCUCAUGCUAAUUUAUCCCCAAAUCCCGCGGAAAAUCCUCUCAAUCCUUAUACUCCUCCAUCCUCAAAUGCAAGCGAUGACGAGCCAAGCACACCAAACUCGGCUCUUGCUGGGGAAUCCGAUAAGACCAAGGAUGCGUCUAACCCAUCAUCAAAAAGUUCGCCACAAAUAUUACCAUUAACGUCUAGUAGUCACAAUUCAUCUGCUGCAUCUUCAUCAGUACAAUUACCUUCGUCUAAGCCCAAGAGUGCCGAAGAGUUCUGUGAGAAAUUGACUGAUAGAGGGUGUGAGGAUGGUAGCAAGGGUGAAUCCUCGAGUAGAUUAUCUUCAGCGUUCACCGAAUAUCGGGACCCAACUCCCUUCAUCCAAAAUAUUGACAAUCCAUUCUCAGAGUCAACUCCUUUGCCUCCGCUAUUUGACGAAAACUUUCAAGAAUUUGGCGGUUUUACGUCAAUCACAGCCUCGAUUGAUGAAAAUAAGCAUUCUUAUGUUGUUUCAUUGGAUGACAAAAGCAAAAAGUUCUUACCAUGUACCAAGGUAUGGGAAAGAAUUCAACAACAUCCGAAGUUUGAUGACCUGGAGGGAGAUGAAAUCGAUCAACUUUGUGCCGAGUUAAAAUCAAAAGCAAGAUGUUCUGGGAAUGGGCCCGUUGUUCCGGAAGAAGAAUUGGAAGCCGUUCUAGUUAAAUUAGAAGAGAAAUGA